Messenger RNA from Cooperia oncophora, 363 nucleotides. The record is from the annotation of a GenBank genome assembly. Lineage: Eukaryota; Metazoa; Nematoda; Chromadorea; Rhabditida; Trichostrongylidae.
UUGAUAUUUCCAGGCGUACCACUUCCUACACGCAUUUCAAUAAAACCUGAUCGAACAUACGACUUGGAGAUUUGUACACCAACAACCUCAUGGCUGUUGAAGCAGGCAGCUGGAAUUGCGAGAGGAAAACAGAAUCCUGGUACCUUCACAUUCAAUACACCUGCCUUUGUUUUCUUUUUUCUGCCUGUACAUGAUAUGCAGCAGAUAGUAAAGCAAUGCCGAACGUUAGGCAUUCAAGUACAGCGGGAAGAUUUGGACCCGGUAGAACUCAAGCAGUUCCUUGAUAAACGACGUGAGGCAGUAGCAGAGCAGCUGAAGGCACUUGCGGAUAAAAAAGCGGCAAAGAUGUUGCGAACUGCUUAG